UUUUCAUAAAAACUUUACAAAUGUCUGACUACGAUUAUGACGAUGAAUACGAAGAUGAACAACAUGAGGAGGUUCGACAUAUUGAGGAUUUGGAACCAGUUGUUCUUUCACGCGGAAAACUUAUUCGUCUUGCUGAGAAGUCACCGGACAAGUUUGACGAUUUGGUUAGAAAGUGCUUUGUUCGAAUUUUGACUAAAACGGAUAAAGCAACUUUUCACUCAAUCUAUCGUAUUUUGGGCGUUGUUGACACUGAAGUUCCAAUUGGGAAGUCCAAAUAUUCAAAGCGUCUUAAGGUUGACAAUCGUUCAGAGAGAACCCUUGAAUGCAUUGCUUCAGAACCAAUAACGGAAGAUGAAUUCUAUGGCUGGAUGAAUAAUGCUCGCGAGAAAGAGGAAAUUAUUCCAACAAUUAGCUGGGUUAAACAUCGGGCUGCCGAAAUUCGUUCUGCGCUCUAUGGGUCAACUUCAAAUAGAAAAUCAAAAGGAAGGGAUGAUGACAUAGAGGAGGGAGAAAUUGGACCGAGCCGUAAGAAAACAAAGAAAUGA
Meloidogyne enterolobii is the source of this 545-nucleotide messenger RNA. Lineage: Eukaryota; Metazoa; Nematoda; Chromadorea; Rhabditida; Meloidogynidae. The record is from the annotation of a GenBank genome assembly.